AUGGAGAGCGAGCGCGACAUGUACCGCCAGUUCCAGGACUGGUGCCUUAGGACUUACGGGGACUCAGGCAAGACCAAGACGGUGACCCGUAAGAAAUACGAACGGAUCGUCCAGCUCCUCAACGGCUCCGAGUCAAGCUCUACCGACAAUGCCAAAUUUAAAUUCUGGGUCAAAUCGAAGGGUUUCCAGCUGGGCCAGCCGGAUGAGGUCCGCGGGGGUGGCGGCGGCGCCAAGCAAGUACUCUUCGUGCGGGUCAAGACUACGGAUGGCGUUGGAGUGGAUGAGAAGCUGUCCUUAAGGCGAGUGGCUGUGGUUGAAGAUUUCUUUGACAUCAUCUAUUCCAUGCAUGUGGAAACAGGGCCGAAUGGAGAACAAAUUCGGAAACAUGCUGGGCAGAAGAGAACUUACAAAGCAAUUUCAGAGAGCUACGCCUUCCUACCAAGAGAAGCGGUGACAAGGUUUCUAAUGAGCUGUUCCGAGUGUCAGAAAAGAAUGCACUUGAACCCAGAUGGAACCGACCACAAAGAUAAUGGAAAGCCUCCUACACUGGUGACCAGCAUGAUUGACUACAACAUGCCAAUCACCAUGGCGUACAUGAAGCACAUGAAGCUGCAGUUGCUAAACUCACAGCAAGAUGAGGAUGAAAGUUCUAUAGAAAGUGAUGAAUUUGAUAUGAGUGAUUCAACAAGGAUGUCAGCCGUGAACUCUGACCUUAGCUCGAAUCUGGAAGAAAGAAUGCAAAGUCCCCAGACUCUCCAUGGCCAGCAAGAUGAUGACUCUGCCGCAGAGAGCUUUAAUGGCAAUGAGACUCUGGGGCACAGCUCAGUCGCUUCAGGAGGGGCUCAUGGCAGGGAGACUGGGGACUCCAGCAGUGAUGGCAAAACUGGGCUGGAACAAGAAGACCAGCCACUGAACUUGAGCGACAGUCCCCUCUCCGCACAGCUGACUUCAGAAUACAGGAUAGAUGACCAAGGCAGUAAUGGGAAAAACAAGUACAAGAACCUUCUAAUCUCCGACCUCAAGAUGGAACGAGAAGCAAGAGAAAACGGAAGCAAGUCCCCAGCACACAGCUACUCCAGCUACGACUCUGGCAAGAAUGAGAGUGUGGACCGGGGUGCAGAGGACCUGUCACUCAACAGGGGAGACGAGGAUGAAGAUGAUCAUGAUGAACACGAGGAUGCUGAGAAGGUGACCGAGACAGAUGGUGUGGAAGCCGAGAGGCUGAAAGCGUUCAAUAUGUUUGUCAGGCUGUUUGUAGAUGAAAACUUGGACCGAAUGGUCCCAAUCUCUAAGCAGCCCAAAGAAAAGAUCCAGGCUAUCAUUGACUCAUGCAGGCGACAAUUCCCUGAGUAUCAAGAGCGUGCCCGAAAACGUAUCCGUACUUACCUCAAGUCCUGCAGGCGGAUGAAAAGAAGUGGUUUUGAGAUGUCUCGACCUAUCCCUUCCCACCUUACUUCAGCAGUUGCAGAGAGUAUCUUGGCUUCAGCCUGUGAAAGCGAGAGUAGAAAUGCUGCCAAGAGGAUGCGUCUGGAUAAACCCCAGGAUGAAGCUACUCCCACUGAAAAACAGUGCAAGCCUGAGGCAGCCCAGGCCACCUACUCAACAUCUACUGUUCCAGGCUCACAGGAGGUAUUGUACAUCAAUGGCAAUGGAACCUACAGUUACCAUAGUUACCGAGGGCUAGGAGGAGGACUGCUCCUGAAUGACACUUCUAGUAGUGGACCCACGGAUCUCAGCAUGAAGCGGCAGCUGGCAACUGGUUCAGGAUCUUCCAGCAGUUCCAAUUCCAGGCCUCAGCUGAGUCCAACAGAAAUCAACGCUGUGAGACAGCUUGUCGCAGGGUACCGAGAAUCGGCUGCGUUCUUAUUGCGCUCUGCAGAUGAACUGGAAAAUCUCAUUUUACAACAGAACUGA
Molecule: messenger RNA, 1914 nt
Organism: Arvicola amphibius (Eurasian water vole)
Lineage: Eukaryota; Metazoa; Chordata; Mammalia; Rodentia; Cricetidae
Gene: Nol4
Product: nucleolar protein 4
Exons: 11
Coding region: 1-1914 (637 amino acids)
Source: RefSeq, a predicted model, not a curated record